Molecule: messenger RNA, 882 nt
Organism: Aspergillus uvarum CBS 121591
Lineage: Eukaryota; Fungi; Ascomycota; Eurotiomycetes; Eurotiales; Aspergillaceae
Exons: 4
Coding region: 1-882 (293 amino acids)
Source: RefSeq, a predicted model, not a curated record
AUGUGUGCUCCCAUUAUCCGCGAACCCUUCGAACACGAGGAGGACAUAGAAGAGGACGAAGACAUCCGCGACAGCGACCCCAUCAACCAAGAGGCCGCGGCGCUGCGAACGUGGAGAACGGGCACAGCCCCACCUAUCUCCAACCGGCCUGACCAGGGAAGUGAAGAAAAUUACAGGGACAUGGAUGCAGAAACCAGAGAUGGCCAGGGUGGAAGGGAGAGCCAACCUGAUAGUAAUCGAGCUGGCCGGUUAGAAGCAUCGUCUCUUCCCAGAGAUCUGUUCUCUUUUUCGAGCCCGCAUUCUGGGCCAAAUGUUGGGAUAAUGAUUCGGCAUAGCUCUGAAGGUGAGGAGGAUGAUUCUGAUGAGGAGGAGGAUGAACAAGAAGAAGAUGAAGGUGUUGAAGAGGAUGAAGAGGAUGAACAGGAAUAUGGCGACGCUGACAGCGACCCUGGCCACCACCAACACCGAUAUGGGGAAGAUGAAUAUGUGUGCAUCACCCCCGAGUGCCCUGAAAGACUUCUCCUCAUUCAAGAACGACUAGGGAUCCGCCGUGACUUCUUCUGGGACGCGAUGGUGACAAUGCAUAACAAGUAUGUGCACUUGUUGGAUGUGUCCGAGAUGGGGGACGUUGCGCGGGGACACAUUCCUUCUGAAAAGCCGUGGGAGAGUGAAGACGCGCGACUGGAGUGGGCAGGGUUCUUGAAUCGAAUACCUGAAUUUGUUUGCUGUGAUGCCGACAACAAUCUACCUUGCAGCAUAGACGAUAUCAAUGACUUUGACGCCCUGCGGGCUUGGAUGCUGGAGCUGCUGCCCUGGGUAGUUGACACUGCUGGACUGUUCAACUCGCGAUUGGUGGCUACUCUGGAAGGCAAGAUGUCAUAG